Messenger RNA from Acanthosepion pharaonis, 6159 nucleotides. NCBI's taxonomy places the organism in Eukaryota, Metazoa, Mollusca, Cephalopoda, Sepiida, Sepiidae. The record is from the annotation of a GenBank genome assembly.
AUGACAUUCAACGAAGCAGUUGCCAUGACGCCCACAAAACCUGAUGAUGAGGAGGAAGAGCAAGAUGGAUCCACCCUCGUUCACCAUUCACUCAUGUUUGCUCCAAAGACAAUCCUCCUGGUUUCCAGAAAUAAUCAUUUUGAAGCUCUUAAGAACUGCCUUGGCAUAAUCUACACUGUAUUCAUUGAAAAUUUACAAUUCAGUUUGGAAUCAAUUAUUGGAAAUAUUUUGGGAUGUGUGCAUAUACCACCUCCAGGUGGCCCCCAAGUCCGUUUCUCUAUUGGUGCUGGUGACCGUCAAGCCCUUCAGCCUCCUCUUAGUAGCACAAUUCCUGUCACUAAUUGUUCUGUUGCUUUGAUUUUCACCCAGUUAGGUAUAAAAAAUGUGCUGUCCCUAUUUACUGCUGUGCUGACAGAUCAUAAAGUCCUUAUUCUAUCGCAAAGCUAUACUCGGCUCACAGAUGCUUGCCAUGCCCUCAAUGCGCUAUUGUAUCCAUUACGGUACACUUAUGUGUAUAUACCGAUCCUCCCUAUAUCACUUCUGGAGGUGCUCAAUGCUCCAACACCAUUCCUUGCUGGUAUCCAUUCAUCAUUAAGUCAUGGAGUUUCUGACCUGCUUGAUGUGAUAAUUGCUGAUUUGGAUGGCGGCAGCAUUAUGGUUCCUGAGUGUAUCCACCUGCCUGAAAUCCCAGAUGCACUUCUAAAUAGAACCAUGAAGGCACUAACUAUGAUUUUGAAGCCAGAACUGCUGACUGCAGAUGAUGCCUUCCCAGCACUUCCAAAGAAAUCCAAACCUCCUGAUCGCAAGGACAAAGAACUGCGUGCUGUGUUCAUCCGUCUGUUUGCUGAGUUGUUCACAGGAUACCGCUCCUGUCUCACCUUGAUCCGUAUCCAUCCAGAACCAUUUAUAACCUUUCAUAAAGCUUAUUUUCUUGGUCAGCGGGGUAUGGUAGAUGAUGACUUUACAUGCAAAGUGCUGGACUGCAUGAGUUUCAGCUCUUUUGUGGCUGAGCGCGGCCCUCCAUACAGAGUCUGUGAUAUAUUUGAUGAGGUUUAUGCAACUAUGCAGGACCAAUUGAAGGAGGAACGUGCCACAGUGAACGGAGAAAAGAUGAUGGCUCAUAUUAAAGAAAUUGCCCAGCAGUUGUUCCUCAAUGAAAACCCUAAUUCACAGCCAUACGUGCCUAAAUUACCCAAACCCACAGAAGGUGCCUAUGCACGGAUACACCAACUGCCCUUCCCCCAUUUAGAUCGUAAUCUCAUUUUGGAAAUCAUUGACGAAGGAACUGCUAAGCUCAAUUUAAAAAACAAAUUAAGUGUUCGUCCACAACAGCCCAGAAUUGUGCCAAUGGGUCCACCAAUUUCAUCAGUUGUAGACAAACAAAAAAUUGUAGAUAACAAUGCUCGCCGAUUGGAAGUGUUGCGCAAUUGCAUCAAUUUUAUAUUUGAAAAUAAGAUCUCAGAUGCACGAAAAAUCUUCCCUGCUGUUCUACGAGCUUUGAAUAACAAAGUUGCUCGAUUAGCCCUUACCCAAGAACUCAGCUACCAUAUCCAAAGCAACAGGGCUAUGCUUGAGCACCAACAAUUUGACUUGGUUGUACGCCUACUCAACUGUGCUUUACAGGAUGAUUCUAGCAUGGAUGAAAAUGGAGUUGCAUAUGCUAUUCUACCUCUGGCUACCUCUUUUUGCAGAAAAUUGUGCACAGGCGUAAUCCAAUUUGCUUACACUUGUGUGCAAGAACAUGCUGUUUGGAGGAAUCAGCAAUUCUGGGAAGCUGCGUUCUACUUGGAUGUUCAGAAGCAGAUCAGACAACUUUACCUGCCGCAUUACGAAGAGCAUUUUGUCUCUGAACACACUAGAGAAGAGGCAAAGAGUGCUAAUCUCAUGCGGGAGGUGAGUCGCGACAGAAGUUUGGAUGCCUCGCGUAGCAAAUCUUGCACCCCAGACAUCCACCGGAGAUCUGCUCCUUGUAUUUACCGACCAAAAGAGAUAGGAGCUCUUGACAUAGCUGCUGAGCAGUUGAGGGUUUGGCCAACAUUGAGCAAAGAACAGCAAGAAGAAAUGAUCAACAAUGAAGAGUCAACUGUUUACAGUCAAGCAAUCCACUAUGCAAAUCGAAUGGUGUACAUGCUAAUUCCUCUGGAUGUUAAUCGACGUGAGAAGAAUUCAGGAGUUGGUUUUGAUGAGAAAUGUGCCAGUAACAGUAAUAUAACAGCAAGUCUUGCUGAGAGUGAUAGUCUUGAUGCUGAAAGUGGGUUUGAUGAAACUGAAGCAUCAGAUGUUGGAGCCAAUGUCAUUCGAUUUGUCACUCGAUUUGUGGAUAAAGUCUGCAGUGAUAGCAGUGUUACUCAGGAUCAUCUCAAGUCACUGCAUCAAAUGAUUCCAGGUGUGGUUGCAAUGCAUAUUGAAACAUUAGAAUCAAUCCACAGAGAGAGCAAAAGAUUGCCACCUAUACAAAAGCCCAAAAUCCUGCUGCCAACCAUUUUGCCAGGGGAAGAGAUUGUCAUGGAUGGUCUGCGGGUAUACCUGCUGCCUGAUGGACGUGAAGAAGGUGUGGGUGGCAGUCUUGGUGGACCCUGCCUGUUACCUGCUGAAGGAGCUGUCUUCCUCACCACCUAUAGGAUCAUUUUCAAGGGCAUUCCUUGUGACCCACUUGCUUGUGAACAGAUUGUGGUACGCUGUUUCCCAGUGUCCACACUCACUCGGGAAAAGCGUAUCAGUGUUCAGUAUUUGCAACAUUUAGACCAGUGGUUGCAUGAGGGCCUUCAGCUACGUUCCAGUAUAUUUCAGUUGAUGAAAAUUGUUUUUGAUGAAGAAGUUGGAUCUGAUAAUGUAGAGACGUUUAGAAAAUUGGUUCAUAAAGUACGCAACCCAGUCAGAGUGUUUGAUACGUUCACAUUCGUUGGCCACAGCACGCUCCAACCUACACCCAUUCAUAAACAGAAAGAGAAAAAUGCAACUAUUAAACAAUUUGCCAAGAAAACCUUGAUAAAGACAGUAAGGAAAGCCGGUUUGAAACCCAAGCAAUCAUCUCGAAAGCAGAAGUACAUGCUACCAACCCCUCCAUCGUCCAGGCGAAGCCUGUCACCACGAUCCUCAGACAGUGAAUCAGAACGACCAAAUAGUGAAGCCUAUGACGAACUUUCCAUUUUCUUUUCUAUAUCUCGUUUUCAUUAUUUUUUUUCUCACUCUCCAAUUUUCAUUUAUUUUUCUCACUCUCCAAUUUUCAUUUAUUUUUCUCACUCUCCAAUUUUCAUUGUUUAUUUUUCUCACUCCCCAAUUUUCAUUGUUUAUUUUUCUCCAAUUUUCAUUGUUUAUUUUCUCACUCUCAAUUUUCAUUGUUUAUUUUUCUCACUCUCCAAUUUUCAUUGUUUAUUUUUCCUCACUCUCCAAUUUUCAUUGUUUAUUUUUCUCACUCUCCAAUUUUCAUUGUUUAUUUUUCUCACUCUCCAAUUUUCAUUGUUUAUUUUUCUCACUCUCCAAUUUUCAUUGUUUAUUUUUCUCACUCUCCAAUUUUCAUUGUGUUUUUUUUCCUUUCUCUCCAAUUUUCAUUGUGUUUUUUAUUUCCUUUCUCUCCAAUUUUCAUUGUGUUUUUUAUUUCCUUUCUCUCCAAUUUUCAUUGUGUUUUUUUUUUCAUUUUCCUUGUGUUUUUUAUUUUUUCUCUCCAAUUUUCCUUGUGUUUUUUUAUUUCCUUUUCUUUCCAAUUUUCCUUGUGUUUUUUAUUUCCUUUCUUUCCAAUUUUCCUUGUGUUUUUUUUUCCUUUCUUUCCAAUUUUCCUUGUGUUUUUUUAUUUCCUUUCUUUCCAAUUUUCAUUGUGUUUUUUUAUUUCCUUUCUUUCCAAUUUUCCUUGUGUUUUUUUAUUUCCUUUCUUUCCAAUUUUCCUUGUGUUUUUUUAUUUCCUUUCUCUCAAUUUUCCUUGUGUUUUCUAUUUCCUUUCUCUCCAAUUUUCUUUUGUUUUUUAUUUCCUUUCUCUCCAAUUUUCAUUGUGUUUUUUAUUUUAAUUUUUCAUUGUUUAUUUUUCUCACUUUUUCAUUGUUUAUUUUUCUCACUCUCCAAUUUUCAUUGUUUAUUUUUCUCACUCUCCAAUUUUCAUUGUUUAUUUUCUCACUCUCCAAUUUUCAUUGUUUAUUUUUCCUUUCCAAUUUUCAUUGUGUUUUUUAUUUUCUCCAAUUUUCAUUGUGUUUUUUAUUUCCUUUCUCUCCAAUUUUCAUUGUGUUUUUUAUUUCCUUUCUCUCCAAUUUUCCUUGUGUUUUUUAUUUCCUUUCUCUCCAAUUUUCCUUGUGUUUUUUAUUUCCUUUCUUUCCAAUUUUCCUUGUGUUUUUUAUUUCCUUUCUUUCCAAUUUUCCUUGUGUUUUUUUAUUUCUUUCCCAAUUUUCCUUGUGUUUUUUAUUUCCUUUCUUUCCAAUUUUCCUUGUGUUUUUUAUUUCCUUUCUUUCCAAUUUUCCUUGUGUUUUUUAUUUCCUUUCUUUCCAAUUUUCCUUGUGUUUUUUAUUUCCUUUCUUUCCAAUUUUCCUUGUGUUUUUUAUUUCCUUUCUCUCCAAUUUUCCUUGUGUUUUCUUUUUCCUUUCUCUCCAAUUUUCUUUGUUUUUUAUUUCCUUUCUCUCCAAUUUUCAUUGUGUUUUUUAUUUCCUUUCUCUCCAAUUUUCAUUGUUUAUUUUUCUCACUCUCCAAUUUUCAUUGUUUAUUUUUCUCACUCUCCAAUUUUCAUUGUUUAUUUUUCUCACUCUCCAAUUUUCAUUGUUUAUUUUUUUUCAAUUUUUUCAUUGUUUAUUUUCCUCACUCUCCAAUUUUCAUUGUUUAUUUUUCCUCACUCUCCAAUUUUCAUUGUUUAUUUUUCCUCACUCUCCAAUUUUCAUUGUUUAUUUUUCCUCACUCUCCAAUUUUCAUUGUUUAUUUUUCCUCACUCUCCAAUUUUCAUUGUGUUUUUUUUUCCUUUCUCUCCAAUUUUCAUUGUUUUUUUUCCUUUCUCUCCAAUUUUCAUUUUUCCUCCCAAUUGUUGCAGGUACCAGGAGUAAUUAUAGUGAAGGUUCCCCAUCUGUUAUUGAUGAAGCAGAAUUUUCUACAUCUUGGUCUGCUGAUCCAAAAAGCUUGGAAAAACUAAUGGAACGUCCUGGCUACCAGGACUACCAGAGGCUUGGGAUUGGUAGUCUUCCUGGCAGUGGAUCUCGCUCCAGGACAGACGCCUUUAGAAUCACACUGGUCAAUUCCAACUACUCAGUUUGUCGAAGUUACCCAGCUCUCUUGGUAGUUCCUCAUUCUGUAACAGAUGAAAGUAUAAGGAAGUUUGCCCGCUGUUAUCGACAGUCCAGAUUUCCUGUCAUAACGUGGCGCCACUCUCGAACCAAAGCCUUAUUGAUAAGAGCAAGUGGCUUCCACUCCAGAAGCUUGAUGGGAAUGCUCCGACAUCACAACACAGUUUCUGGUACAUCAACUGGAGAGACAUCUGCCAGUAUUGAACAGGAGAAUUAUUUCCGAUCACUGGUUGCAGCCACUCCGAACAGUAUGCGAACCUACCAGUCCUCAUACAGUGACUCAUUGACCAGUUUGGACUCUUUGAUGAUGGUAGGAAAUUCAGAACUGACGAUUCCAGAGACUCCAGAGCCCCUUCGAAAAACAACAUUCUCCCGGGCACCAGGAUUGAGCAGCAUUCGGACCAGUGCUAAUGCCAAGUCAAAAACUCUAGACCUCAGCUCACCAGUGUCCAUCACAGCACAGUCGCCGCCUUCUUCCUCAUCAGCAACACCUGGGACUGUUGGCAGUGGCACUGCCUCCUCGGCCACCAUGUCAGCUUCGGUCCAAUCUGCUGAGACGAAACAAUCCUCAGCAACAACUCCUACAGGCAUUGGCCAUCGUAAUAGCAUGAUAUCUCGGGCGUCUAGCACUAUACUGGCGCCCACAUUUAAUGGAGGUCCAUUGCUCAGUUUCCCUCGACGGAGGAGAAGAUCUGGCUAUUGGCAAAGUAAUGAUUCAUUUGUAGUUUAUGUCCCCCCUAUCAAUCCAAUUCACCCAUUUUGGCAACCCACCAUCCCCAAAGCAUCCUGCCCUUUCAUCUGCAUUGCUGAUUCUUGUCAUGCUUUAAAGCGCUUUGACUUGCAUUGUCUCAACUGCUUCUAUCUGACGAGAUCCUUGAUUCUUCUCUUUAUCAUCUGCUCAUUUUGA